AACGAAUGCCGACGAUCCGCCUCCACUACAAAUAAGCCGCACCGCAUUUCGAAAGGCCACACGAGCGACACCCACGCACCUUCUUCGAAGCCGCCGUUCGAGCCGAGCGCCCCGCGCCGCCAGCCAAACCCUAGCUCCUCCGCCAUGGCCACCGUCUCCCUCACCCCGCAGGCGGUCUUCUCCACCGAUUCCGGCGGCGCCCUCGCCUCCGCCACCAUCCUCCGGUUCCCGCCCAACUUUGUCCGCCAGCUCAGCACCAAGGCCCGCCGCAACUGCAGCAACAUCGGCGUCGCGCAGAUCGUCGCCGCUGCGUGGUCAGACCUCCCCGCCGGACGCUGCAACUGCGGCGGCGGCGGCGUCCGCGUCCGCGGCGUGUCCUCCUCCCACGCCGCGGCCGCAUCGGCCGCCGCCGCCGCCUCCGCGGCGGCGGAGGUAAGCGCAAUCCCCAAUGCUAAUCUUGCGCAGCCAUCCGCCGUCGCAGUGGCCGAGCGUAACCUGCUCGGCUCCGACGCCAGCCUCGCAGUCCACGCGGGCGAGAGGCUGGGAAGAAGGAUCGCCACCGACGCGAUCACCACGCCAGUAGUGAACACCUCAGCCUACUGGUUCAACAACUCUCAAGAGCUAAUCGACUUUAAGGAGGGGAGGCAUGCUAGCUUCGAGUACGGGAGGUAUGGAAACCCGACCACAGAGGCAUUGGAGAAGAAGAUGAGCGCACUGGAGAAAGCUGAGUCCACUGUGUUUGUGGCGUCGGGUAUGUAUGCAAGUGUGGCUAUGCUCAGCGCAUUUGUCCCAGCAGGUGGUCACGUUGUGACCACCACCGAUUGCUACCGCAAGACAAGAAUUUACAUGGAAACUGAGCUCCCUAAGAGGGGAAUUUCGAUGACUGUUAUUAGACCUGCUGACAUGGAUGCUCUCCAAAAUGCAUUGGACAAUAAUAAUGUAUCUCUUUUCUUCACCGAGACUCCUACAAAUCCAUUUCUCAGAUGCAUUGAUAUUGAGCUUGUCUCCAAUAUGUGCCAUAGCAAGGGAGCAUUACUUUGUAUUGAUAGUACUUUUGCCUCCCCUAUCAAUCAGAAGGCACUAACUUUAGGUGCUGACCUAGUUAUUCAUUCUGCAACAAAAUACAUUGCUGGACACAACGAUGUUAUUGGAGGAUGCAUCAGUGGCAGAGAUGAGCUAGUUUCCAAAGUCCGCAUCUAUCACCAUGUAGUUGGUGGCGUUCUAAACCCGAAUGCUGCUUAUCUGAUCCUUCGAGGUAUGAAGACACUGCAUCUCCGUGUGCAAUGUCAGAAUAAUACUGCACUGCGGAUGGCCCAGUUUUUAGAGGAACAUCCAAAGAUUGCACGUGUGUACUAUCCUGGCUUGCCCAGUCACCCUGAACAUCACAUUGCAAAGAGUCAAAUGACUGGCUUUGGGGGUGUAGUCAGUUUUGAGGUUGCUGGAGACUUUGAUGCAACAAGGAAAUUCAUUGAUUCUGUUAAGAUACCUUAUCAUGCUCCUUCAUUUGGAGGCUGUGAGAGCAUAAUUGAUCAGCCUGCCAUCAUGUCGUACUGGGAUUCGAAGGAGCAGAGAGACAUCUAUGGGAUCAAGGACAACCUUAUCAGGUUCAGCAUCGGAGUGGAGGAUUUUGAGGAUCUGAAGAAUGAUGUUGUUCAGGCCCUCGAUAAGAUCUAAGCAUUUGAUUAUUUUCAGAUUCUGGAAGUCUAUCUGAUCAUCUUAUCUUGGACCUCAUAGAGUACUGUGAUAUUUGAGCAGAUGGUUGCGAAUAAAAUUUCCUCUUUUUUGUAAUCUAUUCAUUUAAUUUCAAUAAGUUGGGACUCUCUGGAGUCUUGUUGUUGAAGGAUGUAAUGUUGAAAAUGGUGUUCUACUUGUUGAAUUUGAGUUGAUUGGUCGCAUGGACUUCUAGGUUUGCUUUA
Molecule: messenger RNA, 1916 nt
Organism: Phragmites australis (common reed)
Lineage: Eukaryota; Viridiplantae; Streptophyta; Magnoliopsida; Poales; Poaceae
Product: cystathionine gamma-synthase 1, chloroplastic-like
Exons: 11
Coding region: 145-1674 (509 amino acids)
Biological process (GO): transsulfuration
Cellular component (GO): chloroplast
Molecular function (GO): pyridoxal phosphate binding; cystathionine gamma-synthase activity
Source: RefSeq, a predicted model, not a curated record